CUCCUCCCAGCCCCGUUUCUCCUCCUCCCUCCCCACCUAUCUCCCUGUCCAGUGCCAGUUAAGUGGAGCUGACUCCGCCUUCUUUCUGCGGGAAGCCAAUCAAGAGGUAAUGCGAAAUGGCAGCCUAUCAUCACGGACUGAGCCCUUCUUCCUCCACCAACUGGAACCGGCCAUCACCGAUCCACAAUCCCUGCCCAGCGUCAACUGCAGCUACGGAAACCUGAGCAUUGAGCAGUCAAUUCCUGUAGAGCUGCUUCAGGGCCCAUCCCCACAUCUGUUGCCAACAACCAACCAGGUGACACUGAACUGGAAGGUCAAAGGUCAAGUGGUGGUCCCCAAAGUUGGCUCAUCAAGGCCCUGGAUACAGGUAUUGUUUUAUCUGGUAGGGCGACGUUGGGAUGAGCCCGACCCGCCUCCUCCAACUCUCCUCCCAUGUGUUAGAGCCAUGGCCAUCCGUGACACCAGUGAAGCAGCACCCUCGGCGGGUUGCAGACUUGUGGGACCAUCUGGCAUCUGUGUUGUCCGUCUGGAGAUUCCCCCAGCUUGGUUUACACCACCGCAAGUGAGAAAAAGACCUCCUGAAGUGACUCUACCAUCAGUGGAUGUGUAUUACUCGAUAAUACCAAUGGAUGGGGCCGGUCAAGAGUGUCCCACCAUUGUUAAUGAGCCAUGGCGAGGUCAGAGUGCUAACACUGGGCCUCUUGGACUGGGCCUCGGAGGACAGUGGAGCCUCGUGGAGGAUGUGAGUCUUCAGGACAUGCUGAAAGCCGGCUCAGUCGUAAUGACCAUGGGCAUGGUUUCCGCCAAAGGAGAGAAAUUGAGACUGGAUGAAAACGUGGAGGUUCUGGUGCCACCAAGCCCGGUUCGGCUCGGCAAGACCGUAGCGUUUGGCGUCUACAUGAAAACUGGUUCAAACACGGAACAGUUUAUUUUGAGGGUGUGGUUCCAGUCAGGCAUUAACUUCCUGACUGUGAAACCCAGCGACCUCGUUGCGUGGGAGAUCAAACAGGAAAUGGCGCCGGGAAGCAGCUCGUUGGCGGUGAUGUGUCAGAGAAGGGCCUCCUCCACAGCAGAGAGAUUGGAAAGUCCAUCAUAUGAAGUGAUGCAGCUGGAGUUUGAGGUGGAUAAUGUUAUCAACUUGGUACCAACCCAGACAUUACACUGGAACGUCGAGUACCCUGGCAUGCAGACAACUUCCAGGCAAACAGAGAAAGUCUCGCACCUCUACAUCAGCAACGCAGACAUUCAGGGAAUUGUACCGCUGGCCGAGGACACAGAGUUGGUGAACACAGCCAUUCUCACAGGUCGGCGCGUCGCAAUGCCCAUCAAACUGGUUACCGUAGAAACCGACGGGCAGGUGAGGGAGGUGGACGACUCGGUCACCUGCAGCUCGACAGACGUGGACGUUCUCAAGGUUUCCGCCAACUGUGACCAGGUUUUGGUGAACGGUAAAGAAAUGCGCGGUCGGCAGUCGCUGGCGGUCAACUUUACCUACCUGCACCUGUCUGCUCAGCUGCAGCUCACCGUGUGGGUGCCCAAGCUCCCUCUGCAGAUAGACGUGUCGGACACUGAGCUGAGCCAGGUCAAAGGCUGGAGGGUACCCAUCAUCACUAACAAGAGGCCUACCAGAGACAGCGAAGAUGAUGAGGAUGAUGAGAGAAAGGGCAAAGGCUGCACCCUACAGUACCAGUACGCCUUGGUGCGGGUCCUCACUCAUUUUGUCGCAGAACCCUCUGAUCCCGGAGGUGAGAUGGUGUACAUGUUGGGUGCGGACUGGCAAGCUGAUAUUACUCAUUUGGUCUUCGAUCAGCUAAAGGUAGAAGAUCCUCGCAUUGCCAGAUUGGUAGAUGGAAGAAUCUUGAUCGGGAGGGAUCUGGGAAUUUCCACUAUACAGGUUAUUUCCCCACUGUCUGAUUCUAUCCUGGCAGAGAAGACGGUGACUGUGUUGGAUGACAAGGUGACCAUCACUGACCUGGGUGUCCAGCUGGUCUCAUCUCUGUCCAUCAGUAUGACAGCAAGUCCUGGAAAUUACCAGGCUAUACAGCUUACAACUACAGCAACAGACCUGCUACACACACCUAAACAGGAAGCAGCGAUCAGUUCCUGGAUCCAGUACAGUGACGGUUCAGUGACUCCUCUUGACGUCUAUGACCCCAAAGACUUUCUUCUCUCGGCUGUGUCAUUGGAUGAGAGUAUCAUCUCGAUAACCAAUCAGGAACAACACUGGCCUAUUGUGGUGGCAGAGGGCGAGGGACAGGGAACCCUGGUUCGUGUAGAGAUGGUCAUCUCUGAGACCUGUCAGAAGUCCAAAAGAAAGAGUGUGCUGGCAUCUGGAGUUGGCAAUGUGGUAGUGAAGUUUGGAGCAAAAAGUGAAGAAAGGGGUGUGAUGGGUAAAGGUGGACAGGACGACGGAGCAGGGACCGACAACAGCACCAGUGAGCACCAAGCAAAGGAUGGAGGAGAGUGGAAGUCAAACAGUGCAGCUGUGGAUCGAGAGGAAGGAGCAAUGAGGAAGGUUAGCACAACCACCAAGAGCACAGUAACUCACCGUGCUUCAGGUGGUAAAGCUGCCAGUGGAGGCAGCAGCAGCAGCCGGGGUGGGGGUCCCAGCCAAGCCGGGGACUACAGUAGCUACCCAGCACAGGUGGAGGUACCAGGCACUGUAGAUAGUGAGCUGACUCAGACAACGAGAGGACUGUCGGACCUAGAGAUUGGAAUGUAUGCGCUUCUGGGUGUAUUCUGUCUGGCAAUACUGGUCUUCCUCAUCAACUGUGUCAGCUUUGCAUUCAGAUACCGUCACAAGCAGGUCCCUGUGCUGGAGGCGGGAGACAACAUGAACCACGCCCAUGACUGGGUGUGGCUUGGCAACGAGGCUGACCUUUUAGCUGACCACUCUGACCAAUGCCAGGGCGGGCUGCAUGACGAGUGCACAACUAUCAUUGACCGGAAUGAGGGAGGAUACGAGGAGAACAAAUACCUCCUUAACGGGGCUGGCAACACCUUGAUGAUGGGCGUGGGCACAGGCAUGGGAACCAUUAGUGGAAGCGGUGGCACAGGGGGACAUCGUGGCAUCGCCCAUGGACAAACCCUCCCCAGAUCUGUUGCAGAACCACAUCAGUGCCUUUCUGCAAUCCCUACUAGUGGAAAAAAUUCCACUUGCCAAGGGGAGCAUCUGAAUAAUUCCCCCCGAGCCACGGCUGCAGCUGCGGUUGCAGCUGCCAAACGCAAACGCGUCCAGUUCACGUCUUUUGCCACCGUUCUGCCAAAUGAUAAUUUGGGUGGGGGUGGCCCAUACUCCAACUCUUCAGUCAUGUUGACCAAUGGUAGUGAAGAUGACAUAAAGUGGGUGUGCCAGGAUAUGGACCUGGGUCAGUCUGAAAUCAGAACCUACAUGGAGAGGCUACAAGACAAUCUGUGACUGAUGGGAAAGGGACUGAGAAAUGAAGGGGCACAGGAUGAGUGCAGAAGGCAGAGUAUGGACAAUGAGUACAAUUCACCUGUAAUGCCUUUGCAAUGGAUGAAGGGAGGGACAAAGGGAGGAAUAUGAGAACAGUAAAUGAAACUCGAAGAGUUGCCAAGGGUUGAGUAGAUUAUUGAACGAACAGUGUAAGGGAUGCAUACUUUUAUCUCCCCUUAGGCUAUGGAAAGCAUACUGUCAUAACUUGCUUAAACUGACAUCAAUGGUAGCGAACAAUAAUAAACCUUACGAUUUAAUUUAUACUCUAUUAUUUAUUGUGAAAAAUAUUAGUGUACAAAUCAAUAAUAAAGUUACCAUUGGUUAUGAGUGUUUAUUUCCAGAAUACCAGUAAACCAUUGUGCUAUACAGUAAAUUCAGGGUAUGUUAUUGGACCAUCAUUAUCAUGCCACUAUACAUUUAGAACAAGGAUGGUAAGAAUAUCAUUUCUGGAGUAUUUGUAAUCACAUGCAUUGCCAGCAUUGACUGUGGCUUUUGAUUUAUCAUUUAUAGAUCUAGUUUGAAUAAUUAACUACCAAGUUUGCUAAUAAUGAUUAGGAUUAUUGAAGAAAAGAGAUACUUCCUGUUUGUUUUGGUUCUAUUACAUGACCCAUUUACUUUUGGCAUUGCUCAUAAAUGAAAUGUAUCAUAUAAAAAUAUAUAUAUUCCAAGUACUCAACCAUAACUACGGACACCUGUGGGGGCUGCCGUUCAGCAUUGAAUACAGGCCAUCAUGCUCUUUCCUCAAACAACAGAAUGUUUCAAGAGUUGGAUGAUGAUACGAAAUACAAAAGACUGUUUCUCCCUUGGAUCCAAGACAGAGGCAUUUAAACCUGCACAAUAACAAACAGGAAAGGACAUUAGCCAUAUUUCAGGCGGACUUCCUGUUUCAUGAAACCUUCCAGCCAAUGAUGGUUUUCUCCCUGUGUUCACAACCAAUCGCAUCAUCCCCAGGCACCUCCCCUUGUCUUUGACCGGACAGCAGUAGAAACUUUUUGAACUGCAAUAUACAGUGAAAUACUCUGUAAACUAAAGGGGGACUGACUGAGAUGUCUCAUACAAAAAAGAGGCUGCUUGGGCUUGCAAAGCCUGAGAACUCUUAAUAAUGAUGAGCAUUUAAAACAGAAACCAGGAUUGCUACAAGAUAAACCCUGUCCCUACAUGGAGCUAACAGGAUAUAAUGAAUAACAUUACAAUACAAAGUGACACAAACAGUCACAUUGAUAUUGGUUCAUAAAACAUGAUUGUUUUGUUCAAUAUAAUUAUGUAUUUUUUUCCUAUUUUUCCUUUUUGAUAAAUAGUUUUUAUUAUCUUUUUCCAUCAAUUUGGAAGAUAUUAAUUGUAGCUUUUUAUUUCCAAGAUUUAUUACGAUUUUAAGGAUAUAUGAUUAUUUUUUCUCCUAAAUAUCUAUUUAUUUAAAUUAAAAUUUGAGAGGGUGAGGAGGGCAAAAAAAGCCCAAGGGCAAAUAUUCAACAGAUCUGCUGGUGAAUGAUAGCACAUUAAAAGAACAAGUGAUAGGAAGGAGACAGAACAGGCAGAGGUUGCCUCACCUUCGUUAAGCUCAGGUGACGAGUCAUAAAGAACUGACAAUGAAAAAAGGAGAACUGUAAGAUUAUUAAGAUUGCAAUAUUUAUUUAUAAAUGUGUUACUGUUUUAAAGUACACUGUAUGUUGUAGAUAAAUAAACAUGCUUCAAAGUGUUCUUGUGAAUAAGAUUGCAGAUCACUAGCCAACAACAUGGUGAUAUUUUGUACAUUUUACAGUGCAAAUAUGGUCCACAAAACUAUCUACCACCACAAUGUGAAAGUAAUAUUAUUGGUUCUUUUUCUAAUAAUGUUCCUGUCUUUGUUUAAAAUAUUGAAUGAGGUCUUGUUUGUGUACAGGAAUCCGUUUACCUCUGUAUUGAGAUGUAAAAAUGGAAGCAGAUCGUGCAACAAGCCUGAAAUUGCUUGAGGGUAUUGUGUCCAAGAGAUCCAUUUUAGAAAGAAAAACCUAACCAAAAUGUUAAGAUAUUUCCAUCCAAAACAGUGGCUGAAUCUGGACUACCACAGAUAUAAAUAUGUCUUUUUUCAAUAAUUUGUUUAACAAGGUAGAUAAUAAAAAUGCACAUAAAGUCACACAAAUAAUAAAGGACACAGCAAUCAAAGGACGGAGAUCUUGAAUAGCCAGAUACAGUAAGGAGCUGACUCCAAAUGGGGGAACUACGUUGGCUGCACAGCCUUCACCAAAGCAAUAGAUAUUUUGACUAAUGAUGGCAACUAUACUGUAUGUUCCAGAAAUUACUGUAUCUUGCCUACUCUAAUGUAGCCACAAAACUGCUGUGAUUGAGAGGAUAAGUCAAACAGAAACAACGUUGAUAGUCGCUGAUGGUAGAUGUGUAGCAAUGCUUUCAAUAAAAGAACCUUUUGACUCUU
Molecule: messenger RNA, 5867 nt
Organism: Eleginops maclovinus (Patagonian blennie)
Lineage: Eukaryota; Metazoa; Chordata; Actinopteri; Perciformes; Eleginopidae
Product: transmembrane protein 132C
Exons: 15
Coding region: 110-3418 (1102 amino acids)
Source: RefSeq, a predicted model, not a curated record